This is a messenger RNA of Triticum aestivum (bread wheat), 1772 nucleotides long. RefSeq names its product cytochrome P450 72A15. NCBI's taxonomy places the organism in Eukaryota, Viridiplantae, Streptophyta, Magnoliopsida, Poales, Poaceae. Bases 1 to 1590 code for a protein of 529 amino acids. Gene Ontology annotation, molecular function: monooxygenase activity; heme binding; iron ion binding. The record is from RefSeq and is a predicted model, not a curated record. The transcript has 4 exons.
AUGGUUCUUGGAGCGUUCUUUGCAAGUGCAGCCUCGGUGCCAUGGAGACGGUGCCUCCUCCUGCUCCCGACCCUUGUGCUCCUGUGGCAGCUCUGCCGGUUGCUGCACCGGCUGUGGUGGCGGCCGCGGUGCCUCGAGCGGGAGCUCCGGUCCAAGGGCCUCCGCGGCACGUCCUACCGCUUCCUAACCGGCGACCUCAGGGAACAAGGCCGGCGGAACAAGGACGCCUGGUCGAGGCCGCUCCCGCUGCGGUGCCACGACAUCGCCCCUCGCGUGGCACCACUCCUCUGCGAUUCCGCCCGGGAGCACGGCAAGGUGAGCCUCUCGUGGUUCGGCCCGAUCCCCAAGGUAACCAUCGCCGACCCGGAGCUUGCCAAGAGCGUGCUGUCCGACAAGUCCGGGCACUUCGAGAAGCCCAAGUUCCCGGCGAUGUGGAAGCUGCUCGCCAACGGUCUCUUGAACCACGAGGGCGAUAAGUGGGUCAAGCACAGGCGGCUCCUCAACCCUGAGUUCCAUGAGGAGAAGAUCAAGUGCAUGCUGCCAGAGUUUUCGGCGUGCUGUGAAGAGUUGGUGGGCAGAUGGACGGAGUCCAUCGGCUCCAGUGGAGGUACGCACGAGCUGGAUAUUUGGCCGGAGCUCAAAAUCCUGGCCGGAGAUGUCAUUUCCCGCACCGCAUUCGGCAGCAGCUACCUUGAAGGAAUGAAGAUAUUUCAGCUGCAAACCGAGCAAGCAGAGCACCUCAUCACAAACAUUCGGAGGAUUCUCAUUCCCGGCUACUUAUCUUUGCCAACCCCAAACAAUAAAAGGAUGUAUCAGGUCAACAACGAGGUUGAAUCGAUUCUACGGGGUUUAAUUGCAAAAAGAACUAAAGCUGUCAAGGAAGGAGAAAGCACCAAAGAUGACUUACUUGGCUUAUUGCUAGAGUCAAACAUGAGGCACACAUAUGACAAUGGUCAAUCCAGCAUGGGGAUGACAAUUGAAGAUGUCAUCGAGGAGUGCAAGACGUUCUACUUUGCAGGAAUGGAGACAACAUCAGUACUACUCACGUGGACCAUGAUCGUUCUAAGCAUGCAUCCGAAGUGGCAGGACCGUGCAAGGGAGGAGGUCCUAGGUUUAUUUGGGAAAAACAAACCUGAAUACGAAGGUCUAAACCGACUUAAAAUGGUGACCAUGAUCCUUUACGAGGUUCUUCGGUUGUAUCCUCCAAGCAUUCAUUUUAGCCGGAAGACAUGCAAGGAGGUGCUAAUCGGAGACAAAAGGUACCCAGCUGGCAUGAUGAUUGAGCUCUCCGUACUACUCAUGCACCAUGACCCUGACAUUUGGGGAAGCGAUGUGCAUGAAUUCAAGCCGGAGAGGUUCGCUGAGGGGAUCUCCAAAGCGUCCAAGAAUUCAGGCGCGUUUCUCCCAUUCGGCUGGGGGCCACGGAUUUGCAUCGGCCAGAAUUUUGCGCUUACUGAGGCCAAGAUGGCGAUUUGCAUGAUCCUUCAACGUUUCGACUUCGUGCUUGCCCCGUCCUAUAUUCAUGCGCCAUAUACCGUGGUAACACUACAUCCAAUGCAUGGCGCACAAAUUAGGCUUGGACUCAUCUAAUUCCUUUCACAUUUGGUGGUGUGUCCUUUGAUUUUCUUUGACAAAUGUAUGUGUGUGGUGUAACUGAGUGUUGAAGCUAUCAGAUCUAAUUCAAUAAUGAGAUCCUGGUUGCCGUAAUACGGAUAUGAAAUAUAUGGUGCGUUUUAUAAGAAAUAUCAAUUUGAUUACUAAAUGGAUUAUCA